Molecule: messenger RNA, 749 nt
Organism: Ruditapes philippinarum (Manila clam)
Lineage: Eukaryota; Metazoa; Mollusca; Bivalvia; Venerida; Veneridae
Source: RefSeq, a predicted model, not a curated record
GAAAACUGCACGUCACGGGUAAAAAACGUUUGUAAGGAUAUAUUAGGGAUGCCAGAAGCAGACACAUACCUGAUUGAACGUGCGCAGAGAAUCGGGAAAAAAGGAAGUAAACCCCGUCCGAUCCUCGUGUCGUACCAUUACUUUGCGGAACGUGAAGCUGUGAGGCUUAAAUCUUACGAUAAAAGCGGGGAAUUGAGAGCCGCCGGCGUCGGAAUUGGGAUACAGCUACCGAAAGCUAUCAGGGAUGCGAGAAAACCAUUGUAUGACGUCAUGGAAAAUGCAAAAAAGGCUGGAAAGACGGUAAGAUUCGUUGGCAAGAACCUAUUCAUUAACGGCAAGCUAUAUAAACCCGAGGGCAUGGAACAUUAGAGGUGUCCAGAAGAGGCUGAAUUAACAAUUUUAUCGUGGAAUAUCAAUAGACUCUUAAGAAAAAUCACAGAUCCUGACUUUUUGUGUUACAUUGAAAACUUUGACGUUGUUUGUUUAAGUGAAACUUGGAUAUCUAAUCAAAAUAUUUGUAAUAUUGAUAUUCGUGGUUUCUGUAGUUUUCAUAUGUCUGGAAAUAAGUCAAAGGGUACAUCAAAAGGACGAUUUAGUGGAGGUAUUACUAUUUAUUUUAAAGAAAAAUUUAAGCGUUAUAUUAGUGUUGUAGAGCAAAACCAACAUGGAAUAUGUUGGUUAAAACUUUCUGCUAAAUUGUUUUCUGAUAACCGUGAUGUAUAUAUAUGCCAUACUUAUUUUCCACCUAG